Colletotrichum truncatum is the source of this 963-nucleotide messenger RNA. The record is from RefSeq and is a predicted model, not a curated record. NCBI's taxonomy places the organism in Eukaryota, Fungi, Ascomycota, Sordariomycetes, Glomerellales, Glomerellaceae.
AUGCUCGAUAACCGCGCCGGAAAGGCCAGUAUUCUCAGCUGCAAAUACCAUGGCUGGUCUUAUGGGUUCAAGGGAAAUCUCGCCAAGGCACCGAGGUUCGACACUGUCAGGGGAUUUGAUAAGAACCAGCAUGGACUGCUUCCAAUUCACGUCCGCGUGGAUCCUGCAGGCUUUAUAUGGGUCAACCUCCAGGCAGGGGAGCCGGAUGUCAAGUGGGAGGAUGAAUUUGGCGGCGUGUACGAGAAGCCACGGAUGCAGAACUUCGACUUUUCCGGCGGGUACAAAUACGACCACGUCUGGGAAAUGGAGCUCGAUGCCAACUGGAAGACAGUGAUUGAAAACUACAAUGAAUGCUACCAUUGUGCGACCUCUCACCCUUUGAUCGCGGGGGUGUCGGACCUCACAAAGUACAGGGUUGAGCCGAGCGGCGGAUGCUUGGAGCAUCAGAUUAUUAACAAAAAGUCGGAAGAAGAGGAAGACGAGUUCCGUAGAUCCAUUACCUUUUUCUUUCCCUCGACAUCGGUAACAAUCACACAAAACUUCUUUUACAUUCAGCGCAUGAUCCCCGUCAGCGCCACGAAAACCAGAAUAGAGAAUGAGGUUUAUCGACACCAUAGCGCCGGCGACGAAGAUUUUGCCGCCAUCAAUGCCUUCUACAAACAAGUACUAGAAGAAGACAGGGAGCUUUGUAUCAGGGCACAAGAGAAUCUCAAUGCGGGGGUAUUCAUAAACGGCGAACUUCACCCCGAAAAAGAAAAGGGCCCCAUACACUUUCAGAACACCGUUCGGCAAGAAGUCAUGGCGCAUCGCAUGAAAGAGUUGAACCAGGGCGGUCAUGAGAUUUGGCCCGCCACCCCAAAGCUCGUUGGAGAAAUGAACACAAAAAAGUUAACUGAAGAGGAGACUUUCUGCUCGGAGCUUGAAAGAGCAAGCUGUGGGUUGCGACAGGAGCUUGCUUGGUAG